This is a messenger RNA of Procambarus clarkii (red swamp crayfish), 4590 nucleotides long. Lineage: Eukaryota; Metazoa; Arthropoda; Malacostraca; Decapoda; Cambaridae. The record is from RefSeq and is a predicted model, not a curated record.
AAGAGGCCGGUGUUGUAGAAUAUAGCGGCUACGUAAUUCGUCGGCGAUUGUAGUAAAUGUAUCUUCUUAGUAAUGUUAUAUCUAAGGAGAACUAAAUCCAUUUGGGGCCAUUUGAGGAAGAGGCCGGUGAAAAGAUGCACAUUAUGGUCAGGAGCGUCAGGUGUUGGAAGGCUGAACACCUGUGGGGUGCACACCUGGUCACCUCUGGCCGCUGCCUUCAACACCAAGCCAAAUAAGUUGCUGAGUCUUCACUUCUCCAAGAGCACAUCUGGAUUGUUUGGCUUAUCUGAACUCCAAGAACCAGAUGGAUUUUAUUUACUAAAAGAGAAUGCUAUCCGCGAGGCAGAGAAUUUAGUAGCAGAGUGCUGCUCGCCUAACAGGUCACGUAAGAUGGUUGAGGUGUUCGAUCACUUGUCAGAUGCUCUUUGUCGUGUGGCUGACCUGGCAGAGUUUAUUCGUAUGGCACAUCCUCAAGCACGUUAUUCAUUUUCUGCUGAGGACGUAUGUGUGGCCAUUGGUGGUCUUGUUGAACAGUUAAACACACACAGAAAAUUAUAUGAUUCCUUACGAGAAGUUGUUCAGCAUGGGGACAAGGUCCCCACUACAGAAGUUGAUAAACAUGUGGCAAGACUCUUCCUCUUUGAUUUUGAACAGUCAGGCAUCCAUUUGGAUGAGGACCAACGUCAACGAGUUGUGAGUCUUAAUGAAUCAAUACUCACACUUGGUCAACACUUUAUGAAUGGUUCUCUUCAACCCAGAGCUAUUCCCAAGGUUAAACUCCCAGAGAGUAUUAGGCAACAUUUUACCAUCGAUGGGGACAACGUUGUAGUAACAGGCUUGCAUGCAGAUGCUCAUACGGAGAUUACUCGCGAAGCUGCGUACAAGAUAUUCCUGCAUCCAGACCCUCAUCAGGAGGUUCUGCUCAUGGAGAUGAUAAACGGAAGACAUGAGAUGGCAACUAUAUGUGGAUUUCCCUCGUAUGCACACAGAGCUGUAAAUGGCAGUUUAGCAGAGACCCCUGAACUUGUGAUAGAUUUUUUGAAGCAUCUUGCUGACAAAGUAAGGCCCCGAGCACAGGAAGAUUUUGCUGAAAUGAAUGCUGUGAAAAAAGCCCAAUACAGCAGUUCAAGGGAUCUUGCUCCUUGGGAUGUUCCAUACUUCACUGGCCAAGUUAGACAAAACAAGUUCUUAGUUGGUGCAAAUGAUCUGAUGCCAUAUUUCUCUCUGGGAGCGGUCAUGGAGGGGCUGAACGGACUUCUUGUAAGUCUGUAUGAUGUGACGCUACAACUGGAAGAGCCACAGCCUGGAGAACUCUGGACAAGUGAUGUUUAUAAACUUGCAGUGAAGCACAACACAGAAGGAGUACUAGGCUAUAUAUAUUGUGAUUUUUAUGAGCGACCUGGAAAGGCUCAUCAAGAUUGCCAUUUUACCAUAAGAGGCGGCAAGUUAUUAGAGAAUGGCUCGUAUCAGGUGAGGAUCCUCAUGUGUUUGCAAUCUCUCCAUCACUGCUCCAUGCUUGCCAGGACCCAGUAUCAACAUGUCACUGGCACACGCUGUAGCACGGAUUUUGCUGAAGUUCCAUCAAUCCUCAUGGAGUUCUUUGCCAUGGAUCCACGAGUGCUCGGUACAUUUGCCCGACACUAUAAAACCGGGGAAGCUGUACCCCGUGAACUUCUUGAAAGAUUGGUUGCAUCCAAAUCUGUAUUUGCUGCUUCUGAAAUGCAGUUACAGACAUUCUACUCGCUGCUUGAUCAACGUUAUCACGGCGAAGAACGGUGGUCAUCAACAACUUCUACAACACACAUACUGGAGGAGGUUCAGAGCAAGUACUAUGGUCUUCCAUAUGUGCAAAACACAGCUUGGCAGCUGAGAUUUGGCCAUCUAGUGGGCUAUGGAGCAAAAUACUAUGCAUAUCUUGUUUCCCGAGCUGUGGCAUCUUGGAUAUGGCAGAAGUAUUUUUCAGAAGAUCCCUUCAGCAGAAAGAUGGGUGAAAAAUACCGCAAAGAAGUGCUUGCUCACGGAGGAGGGAAGCCGCCACGUGCCAUGGUGGGAGAGUUUCUGGGUCGAGAAGUGACAGCUGAAAGCAUGGUUGAUGCUCUUAUGAUGGACUUGGAUCAAAAGAAAUCAAAAGUAGAAUCUAAUAGAUUUUCAUAAUGAUGACUUUUACAUACUAUAUCAGAAAAUUUUAAUUAAGAUUUUUAAACAUUGUCAUCCUUAAUAGCAAACUGUCAGUUUAGAUUUUGUAGAGUUCAGUAUCUGUCAGUAUCAUUGUUAUAAGCAGAAUGCCUUCACAGAGCAAGGUGUGUGAUGGCAUGCACUUAUGUUCAUCUCAUGUCUUGUAGUUUAUGCACCUUUUCAGUGACGAAUCAGUGUUGCCACCAUGCACCUACACACACUUCUCAGAGGGCAAAUUGACUUGUCAAAUAUUUUUAAUUUUCUUUACAUUGUAAUGUAACAUUUAUUUUUAAAUUCCUUAACCCCUUCAAACUUUAUUUGACUCGUGUCACCGUGUACAAACCAUUGUUCUUUAAGAAGAAUAUAUUUUUUAAUUUCUAUGUAUAUACUUAUAUGCAUAAAUCCUGUACUAGAAAUUUCCAAGACCUGUUGCUGCGACGUAAAGGUGUAGUGCAGUAAAUAGGUAGUGGGGAGUUAAUUGUUGUGAGUUGCAUCCUGGGGAUCCUGAGGAAGGUCAGUAGCUGAUCUAGGGGGACAUAACUAAUCCAUAGACUUGUUCUUGACAAAAAUACUAUAUUUUAAACAUUUUACAAUAAACCCAAAUGGUCCCGAGGAUAAUAUUAAGAUAUCACUGUACUACUGAAGGAAUUUGCCUACAAUAUUUUCAUUAUUUUCAAACAAAUUACUAUUUACAGAAAAAUAAUGUAAAUACAGUACAUUAAAAAAAUACAAACAAUAAUGAAGAUGACUUCUUCAUAAUUUGAGGGUCUCGGUAGUACAGUUGGGUUUGUUCUCGACUCUCAGUUGAGGAUUCCAGGAGGGACAGAAAUGGUUGGGCGCAUUUCCUAUCGCCUAAUGGCCUGUUCACCUAGCAGUAAGUAGGUACCCAGGAGUGAGUCAGCUUGUUAUGGGGUUGCAUCCCGGGGAAUUCAGUAACUUGACCUUGGGGAUGGGGGGAGGGGGUUGACUGUAUAUUGCAAGGGAAGAAAAACUUCUAGUCCAACAAGCAUUCCCAAGGAUGUGUUGGGAUUCCCAUAAUGUGUGUGGGAGCACACAGCUCCACAUUGACUGGAUGUAAAAUGCAUACUAAGAAAAAUAUUAUCAAUGUUCCAGUGGGAAAAAAAUUCGGUAUACCAUUACAAAUCCUUGAAACAGAUGUCUCUUCUUGAUCUGAUGAUCUGACAAUAUGAUCUUAGUAACCCUAUACCAUGACACAAGUGUACCUAAAGCAUAGACUAUCAAAAAUACAAUCAGUAAGCAUAGGUGCUAAGGAGGUUUUAUUUCCUCAAUUUGUAUUGCAUUUCUAAUAAGAAAAGAAAUGAUCUUUCCAUAAACAUGAAAAUAAUCCAAAACAUAAAAAUGUUUUGGAUUGCAACCCCAAAGUAACUCGAUACCAGGUCACAAGUACUGUACUUUCAAAACGUAGAAUAUCAUAAAUACAACCUACUGUAUAAGCAUACAUUACUUGAGAAAAAAAAUCAUGUAUUUCAGUCAUAAAAAAAAAAGACUUGCUCCAUUUUCUCUCCCUGUAUUGAUUUUUUUCUCAUUUUUAUUUUAAGAUUUCUAGUAAGAAAAAUGAGAUGUUCUUCUCACUUAUCAUUUAAAGCACUCAUAAGAGUGACCAGGAAUAUAAAAAGUAGAAAACAUUUUUACACAAAUUGACAAAAACCUAUUACUGAGCUUGUAAUAUGGUAUACAAUAUACACAGUACUGUACAGUGCUUGUACAUGUGUCAUAAUGUACAAACCAUAAGGUAUUACAUCAUGCUUAAACAAAAUCAUAUACUGUAUAUGUGCAAAUGUGAUGGAGGACACUGGUGGCAUCACUUGGCAUGAUAUUUCUUUCAGUCGUAGACAUAUGGUGGCACCAAAUAUACUGAAUUGGGUCCAAGCAGCAGUUUUAAAGGCUAAAGGACGUGGUUGAAAAUUUUUGCAGAGAAUGACCAGUAACAUUUUGUUGUCUAGAGCUGUCAUAGCUCAAGGGUUUCAAUAAAGGCUAUGUCAGUUCAUGUCAAGCAUUCAAUAAAGGCUAUGUCAUAGUUCAUGCCAAGCAAAGUAUUUGCUAGAUGAAUUGUUCUGGGUCAGAGAUUCUGCACAUUAAUUAGUCAGUUUGGAAAGUCUACCUAAAACUGGAGUCUCUGAAGUUGCAAUGUACUGUAUAUAGAUGCCAUAUUUAUUCAGUAAAGAUACUAUAAGAGGUAUAGUUUUCAUUCAUUGUGUUGUAUAUAAUGUAAUAAAUAAUUUACGUUAAACGUUUAAUUUUAUUAGCUUAGGGCUCCGGUUUAAUAAAACUAAAUGGACAUUGAGCAAAGUUAUUAUUUUCUGAAUAUUAUCAUUGGUGUAGAAAAUGUAAAUUUUCUUUCAGGGCCAAAUCAGUGCAUCUGCAUGACUUCUUUAUAACCCUUGUUUCUAGUAA